AUGAGCAAAUAUGUCUUGCCAGUUUCUGUCUUUGGAACUGUUAUUGGAUGUGCAGUCUUACUCAAGAACCACGUGACCGGCGGUCGCUGUCCUAGCAAGGCCAAGCUAAAUGGGAAGACUGUGAUUAUAACGGGAGCCAACACAGGCAUCGGCAAAGAGACUGCACGAGAACUGGCUCUGAGAGGGGGAAGGAUCAUUAUGGGAUGUCGAGACAUGGAGAAGUGCGAGGCGGCUGCCAAAGAAAUCCGGGGUAACACUCUGAAUCCUCAUGUUUAUGCCUGCCGCCUUGACUUGGCCUCCAUGAAAUCCAUACGAGAAUUCGCCGAAAGGAUCAAAGAAAAGGAGCAGCGUGUGGAUGUGCUUAUUAACAAUGCGGGGGUCAUGAGAUGUCCUGCUUGGAAAACAGAGGAUGGGUUUGACAUGCAAUUUGGAGUUAACCACUUAGGCCACUUCUUAUUGACUAAUCUUCUGCUGGAGAAGUUAAAAGAAUGCGCCCCCAGCAGAGUGAUUAACUUAGCCUCGCUCGCCCACAUUGUUGGGGAGAUGGACUUUGAGGACCUGAACUGGGAAAGGAAAAAGUUUAAUACCAAGCAAGCGUACUGUCAGAGCAAGCUUGCCAAUGUUCUGUUCACCAGGGAGCUGGCCAAGCGUUUACAAGGCACAGGAGUCACGGUGAAUGCUGUGCACCCCGGCGUUGUUUCCACAGAACUUGGAAGGCACACUGGUCUCCACCAAUCUAAAAUCUCCUCCACUGUGCUUAGUCCAUUUUUUUCCCUGUUGGUAAAGAACCCAGAGCUGGGGGCCCAGCCCAGCAUCUACCUGGCAGUGGCUGAAGAGCUGGAGGGGGUGACGGGACGCUACUAUGAUGUACUGACAGAAAAGGAGCCAGCUCCCCAAGCCAUGGAUGAGGAGGCAGCUGGAAGGCUGUGGGAGAUGAGCAGCAGGCUGGUGGGUCUGAAGGAAGACAACGCACAACCUCGUGAGUCCGGCCAAGCCGACUUGCCAACACAAAGACAGCAGACACAUGGACAGAGCCCAGGACCAGUUGGUCAAGCUGUGGGGUUGUAG
Nerophis lumbriciformis (worm pipefish) is the source of this 1068-nucleotide messenger RNA. Lineage: Eukaryota; Metazoa; Chordata; Actinopteri; Syngnathiformes; Syngnathidae. The record is from RefSeq and is a predicted model, not a curated record.